Dromiciops gliroides (monito del monte) is the source of this 1579-nucleotide messenger RNA. RefSeq names its product calcium binding protein 7 (gene CABP7). The transcript is spliced from 6 exons. Gene Ontology annotation, molecular function: calcium ion binding. NCBI's taxonomy places the organism in Eukaryota, Metazoa, Chordata, Mammalia, Microbiotheria, Microbiotheriidae. Bases 119 to 766 code for a protein of 215 amino acids. The record is from RefSeq and is a predicted model, not a curated record.
GUGGGCAGCCCCAGCUCCACGAAGCCGCUGGUUCAGCCUAGGUCCCGAUCCCUGCGCCCGCUUCUUUUUGCGCUCGGGGGGUCAGCCUUGGGGCGCCCCUUUCUCGGGAGUCCCCAAGAUGCCGUUCCACCCGGUGACCGCGGCGUUGAUGUACCGGGGCAUCUACACCGUGCCCAACAUCCUCUCCGAGCAGCGGCCCGUGGAUAUCCCCGAGGACGAGCUGGAGGAAAUCCGCGAGGCCUUCAAAGUAUUCGACAGAGAUGGUAAUGGGUUCAUCUCCAAGCAGGAACUGGGCACCGCCAUGCGCUCCCUGGGUUACAUGCCCAACGAGGUGGAACUGGAGGUCAUCAUUCAACGGCUGGACAUGGACGGUGAUGGCCAAGUGGACUUCGAAGAGUUUGUGACAUUACUGGGGCCCAAGCUGUCCACCUCGGGGAUUCCUGAAAAGUUCCACGGGACUGACUUUGACACAGUCUUCUGGAAGUGUGAUAUGCAGAAGCUGACAGUGGAUGAGUUGAAGCGCCUGCUCUAUGACACCUUCUGUGAGCAUCUUUCCAUGAAGGAUAUUGAGAAUAUCAUCAUGACGGAGGAGGAGAGUCACUUGGGCACUCCCGAGGAGUGCCCCGUCGACGUGGAGACCUGCUCCAACCAGCAGAUCCGCCAGACGUGCGUCCGCAAGAGCCUCAUCUGCGCCUUCGCCAUCGCCUUCAUCAUUAGCGUCAUGUUGAUCGCAGCCAAUCAGGUCCUGCGGAGCGGCAUGAAGUAGCUGACGGUGGGGGGCCGGGGACGGUGUGGCUGCCCUGGCCACGCCCCCGCCUCCCACCGAGCCAGCCUCCCGGUGGCUGGGGCCUCCCGCCAGGCCCCGGGGAGCAGGACAGUGCUGGGGGCUGCCUGGGGCCACGGCUAGCCAGAGCAUGUGGCCCUGACCCCGGGGCCCGGCCCGGCCCGGCCCGGCCCACCCCGCAUGGCUGUGGUGCCCGGCGCAUGUCAGUGCAUGGGGGUGGGGGGGCCCUCCCCGGUGUAACUCUGAGUGAUGCAAUCCUGUGUGCCAAUAGGAUAUAUUCUACCAUAAAAUAUAAUCUCUCUAUAUAUAUCUAUUUAUGAUAAAAAGAAAACACCAAAACCAUCUGUGAAGCAAUACAAGCCCCCUUCCCCUCCCCUCUCCUCCUUUAACCUGCGGGCCUUGCACGGACCAAGGAUGAGGGUGAGAAGUAGAGACCUUGGCCCUCCAAAGCCUUUCCAUGGGGACCCAGGGAAAGGGCUCAGAGAAGGCAGAUCUGGGCAGGUGGACCUCACAGGGAUGGGGUGGGGGAGGCUGAAGGGGUCAGGCCUGACCACCCAGGAGGGCCCUGCAGCCAGCCCCCUCCUCCAAGCCACUGAGGCUGGGGGGAUUCUGGGAGAGGACCUCCUGCCUGCACCCACCCCCUUCCCCUGUCUUGUCCCUGCCCUUCUCCCCUGUUUGUCUGUUUCCCGAUGUGAUCGCUGGUUCACUAGCCUGUAUGUAGCAUCACCUCGUUUCUGUCCGUUUGGGGGUGUUCAAUCUCAAUAAAGAUGGAAUUUAUAUAUGGGUUCAGUAGCC